AUGACGACUGCGAUCAAGACUGCUGUUAAAGAUCUCAAAGGUCGCCUUGACGAUAAAGUUUGCGUUGUGACUGGUGCUGGCAGUGGUAUAGGAUAUGAAUCUGCUGUCCUGUUCGCAUCCCAAGGAGCUAAGGUGGUAUGUGCAGAUAUUGACCUAGCCGCCGCGCAAAAAACUGUCGAACGAAUCAAAGAUGUGAUUGGACCGAUUCACUUGAGCAAACAUGCGACAGCCAUUAAAGUCGAUGUUUCUAAAGAGGAAGAAGUUAGGCAACUUGUUGAGAAUACUGUAAAAAGUUUCGGCAGACUCGAUGUUAUCUUUAAUAAUGCGGGGAUUAUGCACCCUCAUGAUGAGGGAGUCAAUACGGAUGAGAAAGUAUGGGAUCUCACUUUGAACAUAAACCUCAAAGGUGUCUGGUGGGGGUGUAAAUACGCUAUUGAACAGUUCAAGAAGCAAGACAAGGACAAGGCAAAGAAAUCUGGUGGUAGCAUCAUCAACACUGCCAGCUUUGUUGGACUCGUUGGUAGCGCUACGCCAUGUAUAGCGUAUACUGCAUCAAAGGGAGCUGUUUUAGCACUUACGCGCGAACUUGCAGUCACACAUGCGCGGGAUGGUAUACGAGUCAAUGCGCUAUGUCCCGGACCAUUGAACACGCCACUACUCCAGACCUUCCUUGAUACUGAAGAAAAGAAACAGCGUCGAUUAGUUCACGUACCAAUAGGAAGAUUUGGAGAGGCUAUCGAACAAGCAUACGCUGCAUUAUUCUUGGCAUCAGAUGAGAGCAGCUUUGUAACAGGUGUCGAUUUCAAAGUUGACGGUGGACUGACUGCUGCUUACGUGACUCCGGAAGGUCCGUCGGUUAUUACUCCUCGUAAACCUUUCUACAAAGCUGAGAAGGAGAAGAAGUGA
Messenger RNA from Paraglomus occultum, 906 nucleotides. NCBI's taxonomy places the organism in Eukaryota, Fungi, Glomeromycota, Glomeromycetes, Paraglomerales, Paraglomeraceae. The record is from the annotation of a GenBank genome assembly.